Messenger RNA from Moneuplotes crassus, 1012 nucleotides. Lineage: Eukaryota; Ciliophora; Spirotrichea; Euplotida; Euplotidae. The record is from the annotation of a GenBank genome assembly.
CCACAAUUUUAAAACCUCUAGAAUCUACAAAUCUGGCUAAAUUCUUAAUAAUCGGUACAAUCUUCGCCCUGCUUUCCCUUAUAUGUUCUCUACUAAUCCCUGAGUCUCCCAGGUAUUUGUACGAGAAGAAGAAGUGGUCUCAGCUCAGAGAGAGAGCAUUGCCUUAAUUGCUGGUUUCAAUAAGGUUGAGAUGGAUGAGGUGUACCUUAUUGAUGCUGAAGAGAAAGAGAACAAUGAAACUGAAGGGUUGUUGAGGAGAUGUGGGCAUGAUGGAGUAGGGAAGAAGGCAAGUGACUGGCAAGAGGGUGGCAAGGAUGGAGAAAAGAAGGUAAGGGUUGGUCAUGAUUUGGGGGAUUUUGGUUUUUAUUUAUUUUUGGUUAAGGUACCGGAAAGAAUGAUUGAAGUAAGCCAGUAUUCAGCUAUUGAGGAGCUUAAAAAUCCGAUAAUAUUGUUAAACCUCGUUUGAAUUGCUGGUUUAUUCUGAGUUUGAUGAUUCUGUUAUCAAAUGGUCGGGUUUUACAUUAAGUACAUUGGAGGGAAUAUCUAUGUUAACACUUUGGCAACUUGUUUUUCAGAGAUUUUGGGAAAUUUCUGAGCAAGUUGAUCCCAAAGAAUAAUAGGAACCAAGAACACAUUCCUCUUCUUCUUCACAAUGACUUUUAUGUUUUCCCUUCCAAUGAUUAUGACCAGGGAUGUGGUGCUUGUUGCUAUAUCUAUCUUUGGAUGCAAAUUCUUCUUAGAAGGAGCAUUUAUGGUAUGCUAUUAUGCAAACGCAGAGUUCUUCCCAUCUCUGUUUUCUCCUUUUGCCUUCUCAUUCUGUGGGUUCUUCAGUCACAUCAUCGGUGCUUUAGCUCCAGAAGUUGCUGAGGUCAAGCCUGGAAGUGUCCCAAUAUUUGUGUUACUUGUUUUCAUGAUGAUUGGUGUAGUUUUCACCGUAUUAUUGAAGAAGAGGUACACAAGUGAUUCUGAGGAACCAGAUUUUGAAAAAUUGAAAUAGAUUAAGAUUUCAACC